AAUCGAACCAGAGGAUUGUUAUUUUGUUAUUUAACAUGAGUGAUGAAGUAGAUGCUCUUCUUAGCGAAGACAAAGACCAGGUAAAUAUUUAUAUAUAUGAUAAUUCUUCCCUUAAAUUUUGUAAUGAAUAUACAUAAUAUAGGUUAGGAAUAUACAUUCACUAUAAAUUAGAUACAUAAAUACUGAAAUAAUUCAGCAUGCUUUUAUCAAUUAGGAUGAGAUCAGAAGAGAAGUCUCGCAGAUGAGCUUUGAAGACCUUCAAAAGCUGCAUCAGGAAUUAGGCAGUAAGGUAUACAAAGAAGCACUGUUCGGUCCUCGCAAGGUUAGUAAGAAAGUGGAAUUCAAACGAGAAAAUAAAAACAGACCUCGUGAAGUAUCCGCAAAGAAACCCGUUCCGCGAUUCCGAGAAGUAAUACAAGUAAAGAAACACAUUCCAAGGGAUCCUAGAUUCGAUGGUCUAUGUGGCACGUUUGACAAAAAGGCAUUUAGAAAGGCUUACGAAUUUAUUAGUGAGAUAAAAGAGAAUGAUCUACAAGAACUAAAGAAACAAUUGAAUGAGACUGACGAUCCCAAAACGAUAAAGAAGAUCAAAUACCUCAUACAACGAUUGAAGAAUCAAUUACACGAAGAAAAAAGAAGAAAAUUAGAGGAAGAAAAGAAAUAUGAAGAAAAGAAGGAGAUUGUCGAGGCCAUCAAACAGGGCCAAAAGCCAGUAUUUAAAAAGAAAUCUGAAAAACGAAUAUUGGAUCUAGUUUCUCAAUACGAGGAACUGAAAGAAUCUGGCAAAUUGAAGAAACAUAUUCAACGAUUGCGCAAAAAGAAUCGGCGAAGGGAUGGUCUGAAAUUCGCCGAGUCAGAAUCUGAAUGAAAAAACGAAGGUAUAUGUGAAAUUAAAAUUUAUACGAAUCAAACAUAGCUGGGGAUAAUUACAGAUGUACAUACGUAUAAUAAAUGUUACUAC
Messenger RNA from Heterotrigona itama, 961 nucleotides. The record is from the annotation of a GenBank genome assembly. NCBI's taxonomy places the organism in Eukaryota, Metazoa, Arthropoda, Insecta, Hymenoptera, Apidae.